Messenger RNA from Ogataea philodendri, 4674 nucleotides. RefSeq lists its product as uncharacterized. Gene Ontology annotation, biological process: error-prone translesion synthesis; double-strand break repair via homologous recombination. Gene Ontology annotation, cellular component: zeta DNA polymerase complex; nucleus. The transcript has a single exon. The record is from RefSeq and is a predicted model, not a curated record. Bases 1 to 4674 code for a protein of 1557 amino acids. Gene Ontology annotation, molecular function: nucleotide binding; DNA binding; DNA-directed DNA polymerase activity. Lineage: Eukaryota; Fungi; Ascomycota; Pichiomycetes; Pichiales; Pichiaceae.
AUGAAUGAUUCGUCUCUUUUGGGCACCGAAAACCAGGACGGGUCGGAGCUGAAGAUCCAGCUCAUUUCCUACGACUCGUACCAGACUGCUCCCACCUCUCUGGACAAGCAACGAUUCACACUGAACAGUCAGCCGUACAGUGGCAAGAAUGUGUCUUUCACUCAGGUGCCGGUUAUCAGGGUUUAUGGGAAGCUUACAACAGGACAUACGUGUCUGUUACAUCUUCACAACGUGUUUCCGUACAUUUAUGUGCACUACCAGGGCCCCAUGACGGGCGAAAAGGACAUACAAACUUAUUUAUUGAGCUGGAAAGAUCAGAUAGAUUCGCAGCUGCGGCAGUCGUUCCGAUGGGCCAACCGGAAACGACGCAAAAUGAAAGAGGAUCAGCCGUCAGAUAGGGAAUCUGACCAGGAAGAAGACUCGGAAGAGGAAGAAGAUAUCGAUAUAGGCCCCACAAAAACGUUUGUUUCCGAUCUCUCCAUAGUGAAGGGUAAUUCUCUUUAUGGGUACCAUUACGGGUUUUCUCCGUUCAUCAAGAUCAGUUUACUGAGUCCACGGUACACCAAACGACUCGCGCGCCUGCUCACAGAGGCUAAGCUGUUUGAUCGGUUCAUCCAGCCGUUCGAAUCCCAUGUUCCGUAUAUGCUACAGUUUCUGACCGACUACAACUGUUUUGGGUGCAACUGGAUCUACCUCGAGAAACUGUUUUGGAGAUCGCCCGUGGUGUUCACAGGCGGUGAUGUCGAUGCGUACCAGGAGUACUUCCAAACAGAUUUCACGGUGUUGAAUCAGGCCAAGAUUACACCGGAGCUCAAGACAGAGCUGUCCAAACAUGUGCACCGCGAAAUGUUCAGUUUGAACGUGCUCACCUCCGAACAGUAUCCACGCAUGGGCCGUUCAUUCUGCGAGCUUGACUCUUCUGCCUGUUGGCUCAAAAACAGACUCACAUGCAAAGAGCGCGACACGCAUUCCUCGCUCGAGUUCAAUUUGCAACCUGAUCACGAGGACACUUAUAUUUAUUCGAUCAAAAGUCUUCUGAGCGACCUUGCGUACCAGCGAAGCCAGAAGGGUAUGCCGGCGAAGCCCAAAUUCACUCUGUUCGACGGAGAGCAACGCAGCUUUGAGGAGACUACCUGGACAGAGCAGCAGGAACUAGACGAGCUGCUCAAGUACUGUACCAAUGAGUCCGAGAAGGAGUGGCACAGAUUGCAUCCUCGUCAUGCUCUCACAGAAACGAACGUUGUUCCGAAGAACGAGUGGCUCUUCAAGUACGACACCGCGUUCCGCAACAUCGACCGGUUCCACGUCCCCAGUGUUCCAGAGAGCCAUCUUGUGCGGCUGACCGAGCGGCAGAUUUUACACGAGUCUCAGAUUUGCGACUGGCUCCUAGAGGAAGGCCUGGAUCAGGUCACACGCAGCAUUGAGGAUACCUCCAAUAUAGCAAUUGGCCAGACCACAGACUCCAGCUCGGACGAGACCGAGCACGAGGACGACUUCCUGGGAAGCAUCCCGCAUUUGGAAGAGAAGCUGGGGACCCAAGAAUCGUCCACGCCGACUGCUUCAAUGGAGUCCAGCGAAAAGCUAUUUAAUGAGCCGGUCAGCUCGGCGUCUGCUGACCUGGACGCGCGGAUUUUCGGUCAAACACAGCAGGUCCGUCGCCACAGCACCAAUAUCUCGGAAUCUGUUGUUCUUGAGUCUGACUCGCAGUCCACUAACCCUGCUAUCAGGCUGGAAGCCUCGGAGAACCUAUUUGAGGUGACUCUGCGUCCACCAAAGUUUGCUUCUCCGGAAGACAUGAUGAACAGUUUCGAGGACCAUUCUUUGAUGAAAAUCGAUUACCCCGACCCGCACUACACCUCACGGACCAACUACUCUGCUGCCCCCACUUUUUUCUCCGGGAAGAAGUUCCAGGUGAAAUGUCUUGAUCUACAAGGUUUGCAACCGUACAGCACAGUCGACGAGCUGAACUCAAACACCGCCCUGGUGGAAGGCCCGGGCAUCAAAAGCAUAUGGAGCUUCCAGCUUCCUGCUCCAAAGUUUAAAUCCGUUGCUGCGUGGUGCAAAUCACACCCCAAGAGAAAGAAGACCCGGUCCCAGGUGUACCGGUCUCAGGUGGACCUGGCUACACAGAACCUGAAAGGAUACAAGUUCCCGUCAUUCCAGUCGCCAAUCUCGCGCAAGGCUGACCGGUUCAACAAGCUGAUUGUUUUGAGCAUGGAGAUCCACAUCAACACGCGUGGAAACCUGUUCCCGGACCCGGAGGAGGACGCAAUUAGUGCUGUUUUCUGGUCCUUUGACGACCAGAACUAUCCGUUCGACUUGGGCAUCCAGGGCUCGGGAAUCCUCGUUCUAAGCUCUCACGAUCUGUCCAGGAAGCAGAUCAGAUACCCAUUGCAGACGUUCCAGGAUGAAAAGGAGAUGGUUGCAGAGCUUAUUUCGCUUGUGGAGUUUGUCGACCCAGACAUUUUGUGCGGCUACGAAACACACUCCUCUUCGUGGGGGUAUCUUCUUGAACGGUUCAACAAGGUGCACAAAAUGGAUCUGGGCGUCAGACUUUCGAGAGUGGCCACCAAACACCACAACAAGCGGUACGACCGCUGGGGAUACACACACGCGUCGUCUAUCCAGAUCACCGGCCGUCAUAUGCUAAAUUUAUGGCGGCCGCUACGCAAAGAACUGAGCAUCAACAGAUACUCUCUGGAGAACGUUGUUUGGCACACGUUGCACAUCAAAAUUCCUCAUUACGACCACAAGACACUUACUCGGUGGUUUAUUUCUGGCACUCCAGGAAACCUCAACAAUUUCAUGGAGUACUACAUGUCGCGGUUGCACUGGGAGAUGAAGCUAAUUGACAAGCUGGAGAUUGUCGAACGAACCGUGGAAGAGUCCAAGUUUCUGGGGAUCGAUUACUACUCGGUGUUCUACCGCGGUUCGCAGUUCAAGGUGGAGAGCUUACUGAUUCGACUGGCCAAAGCUGAAAACUUCAUGGUCAUCUCGCCGUCCAAGAAACAGGUGUUCAAACAGUCCCCGUUGCAGGUGAUUUCGUUGAUUUUGGAACCAGAAAGCUCUUUCUACAAGAGUCCGAUGCUCGUGCUGGACUUCCAGUCGCUGUACCCGUCGCUGGUGAUCGCACACAACCUGUGCUACUCAACACUGCUCGGCAAGCUCAACGGCUACGAUCCAAAAAAAAACCAAACACUCGGCAUCACUUCCUGGAAACUGCCGCCAGGACUGCUGAAACUGUUUGAGAAGCACAUCACCAUCACUCCCAACGGACUAAUGUUUCUGAAACCCAGUGUCAGAAAGUCUGUGCUUGCGAAAAUGCUCUCAGAGAUCUUGGAAGCACGUAUUCUCGUCAAGGACACCAUGAGCCGGCUUAAACAGGACUCAGAGCUCUACAACCUGUACAACAACAGACAGCUUGCCCUGAAACUGAUCGCUAACGUCACCUAUGGGUACACGUCCGCAACAUACUCUGGACGGAUGCCGAACUCGGCCAUUGCCGACGCCAUAGUUUCGUGCGGUCGAGAAACGUUGUCCAAAGCUAUCCGUGAAAUUGAGCAAAAUACACAGUGGGGUGCAAAAGUGGUUUACGGAGACACAGACUCGUUGUUUGUGUAUCUCCCGGGAAAGACGAAAAAGGACGCUUUCCGACUUGGGAAAGAAAUCUCGCAGUAUAUUACAUCCAUCAAUCCUGCACCGGUCAAGCUCAAGUUCGAAAAAGUGUACUUCCCGUGCGUGCUUCUGAGCAAGAAGCGGUACGCCGGGUACUCUUACGAGCACGAGGACCAGACCACGCCAAAAUUCGACGCGAAGGGAAUUGAAACCGUUCGCAGAGACGGUGUUCCUGCACAGCAGAAAAUUGUGGAAAAGUCUCUGCGGGUGCUGUUCGAGUCCAAAGACCUCAACAGAGUCAAACAGUACGUCAACUUGCAGUUUCUGAAAAUCAUGAAGAAUAAGGUCAACAUCCAGGAUUUCCUUUUUGGUAGAGAGGUCCGGCUAGGCACUUACAAAAGUGCAGCCUCUAUUCCUCCUGGUGCUCGUAUUUCCAUGGAGAAAGCCGCUAGAGACGCCCGAGCAGAGCCACAGUAUAGAGAGCGCGUGUUCUAUCUGGUAGUCAAGGGCAGCAGAGACCAGCUUCUGCGAGACAGGUGCAUGUCCCCCGAGGAUUUUCUGGCACGCGGAAACCUGGAGCUGGACGCAAUUUAUUAUAUCACCAAAGUUCUCAUUCCACCUCUCCAGCGGAUCUUCAACUUGUGCGGAGUGGAUAUCAACUCAUGGUUUGACGAGCUCCCUCGCCAAACAUUCAACUUCAAUCUGGACCAGCUCAAUUUCAAGACUCCCAUAGUUAACAGUUCAAGAUGUAUCAACUGCGAGUCCAUCAUCAAAACUGCGUUCGCCAAAGCACCAAAAUUGUGUCCUAAUUGCAGCGAAAACGAGCUUGCAACUAUCGCCAACAUGCGUUCUUCCUUGCGCUUGAAGGAAAAUCAAAUGAACGAUAUUCUUGUCACAUGCAGCCAGUGCACUAAACGCGCCAUGAAAAACAACCAUUCUCCUUUGACAACCGCCAUGGCGUGUGCUAAUGAAGACUGUGCCAUAUAUUAUGAUCGGGUAAAGGCUGUCAAACAGGCUAACGAGCUGAAUGACAGGUAUGCAUCGUAUCUUAGUUGGUGA